This is a messenger RNA of Colletotrichum aenigma, 1185 nucleotides long. RefSeq lists its product as uncharacterized. The record is from RefSeq and is a predicted model, not a curated record. The transcript is spliced from 4 exons. Gene Ontology annotation, molecular function: protein binding. Bases 1 to 1185 code for a protein of 394 amino acids. Lineage: Eukaryota; Fungi; Ascomycota; Sordariomycetes; Glomerellales; Glomerellaceae.
AUGUCAUACGCUGGAGUUGGUCCGGUGGUCGAGAUCGACUCCAUCGGCGAAGAACCGCAUGUUAACGGCAGCCAAAAACGCACUCGAUCAGACGCAGACGACAAGACGGACUCGAAAAAAACCAGAGACCACAUAUCGCAAGAGUUGGAUGAACUGGGCGAUUUGACCCUCCGCGUUGGACCGGAGCAGUCAACCUUCAAAGUCUGCUCCAGAACCGUCGCGCGCGCAUCUCCGGUCUUCAUGAAAAUGCUCCACGGACGCUUCAAGGAGUCUCGCCCAGAGUCAAGCGACUGGAUCGUGGACCUGCCCGACGACGACACCGAAUCCAUGCAGAUCAUGCUGAACAUGAUGCACGCGCGCUUCGAUUGGGUGCCGCAGGGUAUCUCCAUACAAGAACUCUAUGAAAUGCUGGUUCUCGUUGAUAAGUACGACGCCCUCGACGUCGUUCGGCCGUGGGCUCGAGGAUGGGUCGAUGCUGUGAGCGACGACCUGGAUCAGCCAGCGCUACUUUGGGUCGCGUCGGAGUUGGGCGAUUCUGAGAUUUUUGGGAAGGUGGUCAUGGAUAUUGCGACAAAGUGGACGGUUGACUUGGACGGCGCCAUCAUCCCUCGUCCUCCUCCUUUUGAGAGAACAAGUCCUGUGACUCUGGACUUUAUGAGAAUUCUGAAGGCAUCAGAGCUGGCUGAAAUCAUCAAUCAUGCUCGCAAAGAACUGCUGAUGUUGGAACUUCUUCCAUAUUGGUCUGUUAUUCAGGAAAUCCACACCGGUGGUUACACGCAAAGACUCAUUGAUCCAGAAAUGAUGGAUGGAGAAAUGUGUCUCGAAUAUGCCAACGACCACUACGAUUGUGGCGCAACCCUACUAUCCCGCCUAUUGAAUGGUUUCCAUAGACUCGAUAGGCAGGAGCAACUUCCAGUUGGCAACGGCUUACAAGGCUCAGGUUUCGCCCACCACUACCGAAAGACGGUUCCAGAUCUAGUUAUUCCAAUUGGUCAAACCCCCUACAAUUCUUCCAUCACGAAGCAUGUUGAGAACUUGCCAGUCACCGUCAAUCUGAUAGCCGCUGCUGGUUGUGAAAACAUGCUUUUAAGUCUCGUCACUGAGCUAGCAGGGGCUAGCUUGCUGGCCCCCGCGGCAGUCGGAGCAAGCUCAGUAGACGGCGGAGAGAUUCUGCGGAGAUUCUAG